This is a messenger RNA of Cadophora gregata, 924 nucleotides long. RefSeq lists its product as uncharacterized. Gene Ontology annotation, biological process: proteolysis. Gene Ontology annotation, molecular function: serine-type peptidase activity. Bases 1 to 924 code for a protein of 307 amino acids. The record is from RefSeq and is a predicted model, not a curated record. The transcript has 3 exons. NCBI's taxonomy places the organism in Eukaryota, Fungi, Ascomycota, Leotiomycetes, Helotiales, Ploettnerulaceae.
AUGGAGCAAAAAGAGUACAUCUUCAAGCAAGUUGCCGGUGCAGGAGGCGUCGACGCGACGGUAUGGUACAAAGCAGAUACUUCAACCGCCGCGAAGCCCAUUGUGUUCUAUGUUCAUGGGGGAAACUUCAUCGUGGGACACAAGGACUUGCUCUCAAAGGACUAUGCAGAAACGCUACUGAAUCUAGGGUUCGGAGCUGUUGUCUCUCCAAAUUAUCGUCUCAGCCCAACUAUCUCAGCAUACGAUGGUGCGGUGACAGAUACCAAGGACGCUUACGACUGGACAGUAAACAAGCUGCCAGCCCAACUUGCUCAGGAUACGGGUGUGAAACUGGAUUCCGAAAGGAUCGUGGCUUUUGGACAUUCAGCAGGAGGGACUCUAGCCUUAUUAACGGCCUCGAGCCCUAAGCCCCCCAAGGCCAUCUUGGAUAUCUUUGGAAUGAAGUAUUUGACAGAUGAUUUUUACCACACCCCAAAUCCAGCCCUCGCUAAGAUUCCGGAAUUUCCUCAAGAAUUUCUGAACAAGAUCCAUGCGGAAAAUCCCCCACCCAACGGUGCGCCGCCUCCAGUUGGUCCCAAGGGACCUGACUUCAGCAAAUAUCGAGCAGCCUGGUUGUUUGACAGUAUGAAGCGCGGCACUUACAUGAAGUCGGUCAUACCAGACGGCAAGUAUGAUAGAGUGGAUCCUGCGGCCACAUUCUCCUCGUCGUUUCCUCCGACGUACUUCAUCCACGGCGCUGCAGACACCGGUGUUCCCGCCAAGUUCUCGGAGAAAGCCCACGCGGAGCUGAAGGAGAAAGGGGUUGAGACGGAACUCGUGAUAGUUGAUGGUGCCCCUCACGGUUUUGAUGUUGGUGCGAAGCCUGGCGAUGAGAAAUUCGCCAUCAUAGAGAAGGGUUUCAAGUUCUUGAAAGCCCACGUGUAG